UUUCUUCCUCCUGUCGUCUCGGGGAGUUUUUUCACACCACCGUGUCCUCUGGGUUGUUCAUUAAGGAUCUGAAUCUACAUCUGGAGUUCUGAACAAUGAUUCUUUCAGUAGGAAACAUCUGGAAUUUAAAUCGUUGUCUUUUAAGAUGUCGGAAAUUUUGAAGUUACAGCUUUACCUCUGACCGUUACACAGCGCUGACACUGGAGACUCCUUCCAUACACGUUACAUCAACACAUUCCUCCUUACUUUAAGAAAACUUCACCACAUCAAUCAUUUCUUUUAGUCGGUUUAUUAUCAGUGGAGAGUUGCUGUGUUACGGGUCCCUGUGAACGAGCCGCUACUAUAGAAACGCUGACGUAUCGGAACGAGCGCGUUAAUAUAAACCUGCGCGACUGUCAGAGCCGCGGUUCUGGACAACUAAUCACCUGUGGUAUAAAACAUGUAUGAUGUGACGUUUGGUGAGGUUUUCUGUAAGUAGAAACGUCUUUAUGUAACGUGUAGGGAAGGAGUCUCCAGUGUCAGCGCUGUGUGACAGUCAGAGGUGAAGCUGUGAGUUUAUUGAGAUGGGAACGCUUUAAUUGUGUAGAGGUUUAAUGAAAAGUAGACUUUAUAGUGUACCAUAAGUGCUUUCUGGCUGAUGAAUGACGAUGAAUGACAGAUACAGGAAGUUUUGCUGAGUGUGACGAGGAGGAAAUGUGAAUUAGGGUGGAGUUUACUGCCAGCCUCUCGUGAGUGAUGUGAGAUGAUGUGGGUGUUGCUUUCAAUUUAGACGUCCUGCUUUAAAGUAAACAGUUUUGAUCAGAAGGUUUCAUUUUCACUACAACUACUCUCAUCAUCGUAAGUCGAGCAGGAGGGAAUUCAAUGGCAGACGUGCGCCACAAUCCCACCGACUGCCGCGUCGACAUCGCAGGGUUUGAUGAUGAUGAUGAUGAUUACAGUGAUGAUGAUGACGCUAAAGCUAACGUCAUCUCACUGCCUGAAGUCACGUGUCUCUGCUGCUACGACGUGUUGCUGGAUCCCACCACGCUGAGCUGCGGACACAGUUUCUGUCGUCAUUGUCUGGCCAUGUGGGUGCAGUCCUCCAGGAAGACCAUGUGUCCGACCUGUCGCAGGAUCUGGCACGGUUUCCCCAAAGUCAACAUCUCAUUCAGGGAUUUGGUGGAGAAACAUUUCCAGGCCGACGUGGCGAGAAGACGACAGAACAUCAUGGCCGACCCACGUGUUCUUCGGUCUCUGCAGGUGUUACAGCAAGCUGAGCGUGUGACUCGCUGUCGAGCCGCUCCGCCCCCUGUGCAGUGGUACCCCUGGCUGGGUCCCAGAGGAUUCUUUUCUGGAGUGCUUAUCACGCUCACCUUCGCUGCUGUGGUGUUUCUGGUGUAUCAUUGGCGUGCAGGAGACAUGAAGGUGGAGCGUUUGGUGAAGAAGCCGCUCGGAGCGUGGACGCCUGAUGAGGUGGCCAUGUGGAUGGAGAACCUGGGGACGUGGACAUCUCCUUACAGACACAUCUUCUUCAAGGAGCAGGUCAAUGGCAGGUUGUUAAAUGCACUAGGAGAACAGGAUAUGUUGAAGCCUCCAUAUGGAAUAGAGAACGAGCUCCACAGACGUGCGUUGCUAAAAGAAGUUCGCCUUGUGCAGGAACUCGGCUUCAAGCGACCUCAAAAUCUCUGGGAGUACAAGGCAGUAAAUGGAGGGAAGUCUUUAAUUCUCCUUUUCACCAUGACCGACUCUCCACGUCUCACCAUCCUCUACAUGUACUUCUUUGAUUAUUACGACUCGUUCCUGCCUUUCAUUCAUGUCAGCUGUCCAUCAGCGCAGAAGAAUAGUUCAGGAGACGACCUGCCCUUUAUGAACCUGGACAGCCCUGAUUGGAGACAGUGGUUGUCGUUUACGGUGCAGUUCUGCCUCCUGCCCUAUCAGCUGAUUUAUGACUUCGCGUGGGAUUGGCAGGAUGUUCACUACUGGACAUCACGCAUCAUCAUGUGGCACUGUUUUACACUCACGUUGCGAGAAGGUCAAAUACUGUGGCGUCUCCGAAGCCACAUUCACCUCAGGACGAUUCGGACCAUGUUCUUCUGCCAUGUGUGUAUCAUAGGAGCGUUCUGUUUCACCGGGCUGCUUUUCUGGAACGUUCUGCAUCAGUUUUUUUGGGAUUGUUUGUUCUACUGGGCUCUUUACUUCCUCCCCUUAGGCAGUACAAUCAUGGUUCUGUGUCCCUUUAUAAGAGAACUGUGUCCGAAUUUAUAUAAUCAACAAUAGCACACGUGCACACACACACACACAUACACAUACACACACAGUAUGGUGAAUGAGCAGUGUUAAAUUAACUUCUCCAGAAAUUUAUAUUAGGAGAAAUAUUAAGAUAAAUGAUUUGGACAUUUACUGUCUUUAAAAGAUCACGAGUUUAAUAUAAUGCUUGUAUUAUGUAUGAUUUUCAUCAGUUGAUUACGUAAUAUACUUUCCAAAAAAGGGUUAGAUUUUUAAGUUGGGGUUUUAUUUCUUCUAUUUAUGAAUGUCCUGUAAAUUGUCUUACUACGAAUAAAGAUCGUGUUUAUAUAUUUCUGUCGUGUUUAUAUGUUUCUGUAAAGCUGCUUCGAGACAAUGUCUAUUGUAAAAAGCGCUAUACAAAUAAAAUUGAAUUGAAUUAAAGAUAAUGUGUAUAAAGUUUUAUUUUUACCCAGUCCUGACCGUGUUGUGCUGUCAUUAAAUCAUAAUAUUUACAAUGUGCCCCCAAAAUACGAAUGAGCAGUAGCGUCAAUAAAACAUUAAACUAAAUUAAAUAAUUAUAUUUUUGACUUUACGAUGGUAAAAUUCGCAUUUCCGGGGUUUUUGUGUCGCCCUGUGACGUCGGGACUUUAAACCCAAUCAUCGUGCUGCUUCUCAGUGAAACAAACCAAUCAUAAAGCAGGGGGCGGGAUGUUUCGAGAC
Ictalurus furcatus (blue catfish) is the source of this 2925-nucleotide messenger RNA. RefSeq names its product bifunctional apoptosis regulator-like. Bases 862 to 2256 code for a protein of 464 amino acids. Gene Ontology annotation, biological process: proteasome-mediated ubiquitin-dependent protein catabolic process. Gene Ontology annotation, molecular function: ubiquitin protein ligase activity; protein binding; metal ion binding. NCBI's taxonomy places the organism in Eukaryota, Metazoa, Chordata, Actinopteri, Siluriformes, Ictaluridae. The transcript is spliced from 8 exons. The record is from RefSeq and is a predicted model, not a curated record. Gene Ontology annotation, cellular component: nucleus.